This is a messenger RNA of Metarhizium album ARSEF 1941, 4623 nucleotides long. RefSeq names its product nuclear pore complex subunit Nup159. Gene Ontology annotation, cellular component: nuclear pore. The coding region runs from base 1 to 4623 and encodes 1540 amino acids. Gene Ontology annotation, biological process: protein import into nucleus; RNA export from nucleus. The transcript has 2 exons. Lineage: Eukaryota; Fungi; Ascomycota; Sordariomycetes; Hypocreales; Clavicipitaceae. The record is from RefSeq and is a predicted model, not a curated record. Gene Ontology annotation, molecular function: protein binding; structural constituent of nuclear pore.
AUGUCUUUUGGCUUUGGAAAUACUGCAAAUACUCUUGGUAGUGGUGCAGCUGGAGCAGGAGAGGUAUCUCUGGGGCCCGAGUUGGAGACUAUACAGACCGAGGACAUACCGGUCCUUGUGCAACGAUCGCGAGGAUGGCCGACUGAUGCUUUGCGGCUGCAGGGUCUUGGAUUCCUGCCUCUGGCUGGCGAGGCCAAGGUUCGCCUGACCUCACCAUGGAUUACUUUACCAGUUGCGACGUCGAGCCUGCUCAGUAUCGCCUCCCGAAAGGGCCUUGUGGCUGCCGCCGGCCCUGACGAAGUGAUUAUUGCUACGACCGAGUCCGUUCGAAAGGCUUUCAGCUCCCCAAAGGAAGGCAACUCUGAAGUUCGCGCCUUCGAAGCGCAACUCAGAAUCCCCAUGUCUAUGCGGAUUUCGCAUCUUGCUUUUACUGCAGACGAGAAUUAUUUAAUAUUGUCGGCAGAGACAGGUGGCGGCCUUGCGGUUUAUGAGGUGCAGAGCCUGCUCCAGCGGUCACCUAAUUCCGCUUUUGAGCUGUCCACGAAUGGCGAGUCACUGAGGUACAUGGUUCCCAAUCCCGUGUCGGAGAAAUCCGAGCUCUGUGCCGUCGUGACCAGCAAUGGAAAUUUGUACAUGGCAAAUUUCAAAGAGCGGAAGUUGAGUGGUCCCCUGAAAACUCAAGUCACUUGUCUCAGCUGGAGCGCCAAGGGCAAGCAGCUUUGCGCUGGUAUGGCUGAUGGGACAAUCUCUCAGAUGACUCCUGAGGGCGAAGGGAAGGGAAAUAUUCCCAAGCCUCCAGACAUAAAGGACUCUCAUGGUAUGGACAUGAUGUUGAACGUCCUCUCUUCUACAACAUAUGCAACUGACAUCGAAUUUCCAGUAUCUUCCCUCGUAUGGUUGGAGAAUAAUUUGUUCCUUGUCAUCCACACCACCACAAACGAGUCACUGGCUAGCGCUGUAUAUCAUAUUAUCAGUCGCCAAGCGCCAUCGUCAUUUACCUUUCAGAAACUGACGGAUCCCGUGGAGCCCUUUGGCAAGGCCGAAACCGCUCACCACUCCAUCUUGCGAUUAAGGGACUUCUUAGACCUGCAAGACCUUCUUAUCGUAUCCUCUACUGCCACAACAGAAGUCGGUAUUUUGACAAGGUCGAAGACGCCGUUGGCCAACGACAAGCCUGCAGACUCCAUCACAAAUGUAUUUACUACCACUGAAUUCUUGGAGGAUACAAGACGACCAACAUUACCUAUGACAAAUGCCAUGUAUGACUCAGUGUCUGUUGGCGUAGCUUUGGAUCUUUCCAGCAGGGAUCAGGUUUACAAGCCUAUCCCAUCAAACGAAGAACUAGACCAGUCCCCAGGACCUCUACCCGGGUUCUGGGCUCUUACUAAUGAAGGUGUUCUUUGUUCAUGGUGGAUAGUCUAUAACGAAGCAGUUAAGAAGGGGAAAAACUAUCCUGGUCUGGCAAUCAUGGAUAGUACAUCGCAACCUGAACUAAGCGCGACGCCUGCUGCAUCAACAGCUUCUGCCUCUCCUUUUGCCGCUGCCUCAACUCCUUUUGGUUCGUCUGCGACACCAACCGCAACUUCUGCCUUCGGAACUUCCUCGCAGCUGGGACAGAAAUCUUCGCCGUGGGGGGCCGCAGCGACGACACCAACAGCUCCCACAGGCGGCGCUACAUUUGGCUCCAGCACUUUUGGCAGCUCGCCGUCUGGCACAGGCCCAGCAUUUGGUAGAACCAGCUCCUUGGGCUUUGGUCAAUCCUCGCAAUUGGGCAUGAGAACGUCGCCCUGGGCCUCUGGCGCUGGUUCGAAGCCUGCUUUUGGACAGUCAGGUUUCUCUAGCCUAGCCAGUGGUGGCAACAGUCAAAGUCCCUUCGGCGCUGCCAUAUCCACUUCCACCAACACCAAUGCAGAAUCAUCUGCAGAACCAUCCACAGCAAUGUCAACCGGCGGCUUCUCAGCAUUCUCUUCCCAGGGUGGCUUUUUAUCAUUGGGUGGCAACAACAGCAGCCCAGGCGGAUUCGGGAAGGGCAGUAUGUUUGGCACAGGCGCUUUUGGCACCCCAACCAAAUCGAGUACCUCAGCAGACACCGCUUUUCCUGCUAAACAAGAUGACAAGCCACUCGCAAACCCAUUUGCGUCAUCUACACCGUUCAAGCUAGAAUCGUCUUUCAAGCCCGACCCGUUCCAAAAGGAUUCGAACGAGAUCGAGAUGGCUUCUACUACCUUUGGCGGGUCGAUGUUUGGAAGCGCAUUCGGAUCGGCUCUGGGGGAUGCCGCCGCCAGCAAGCCCAGUGAAGCCACACCUUUGGCCAAGGAUGAAGACAUGGACACUGCUGAAACCACUGAUGAGACUUCUCAGAUCAAGCCACGGUCGAUCUUCGCCUCCCAACAACCCCAAGAAUCUACUACUCCAACAACAACUCCCGCACCUGCCAGAUUUAGCUUCGCUACUACGUCAACUCCAGGAACCUCACUGUUUGGACCAGCGACUAAAACGGAAACACCCUCUACCGGCUUAUUUGGCACGCCCAAAGAUACACCCAAGCCUGGCGGGUUUUCUCUGUUUGGUUCGUCCACAGCUACUGAUUCAACUGUGACGGAACCGAAGGUCAAAAUCGAAGGGCAAGAGGAGCCCCCCCUGCCACCUGACACAACAAGCAAGGCUUCGUUUGCUAUGGGCGGCUCCUCAUCUUCCUCGGCAACAUCUAAUCCUAGCCAGCUAUUUGGAUCAACUGCUGCGCGUUCGAAGCCAGAUAUCAAUCUUCCGUCAUCCGGUUCUACAACCCCGAAACCCUCCUUAGCCCCAGUAGAUGUUUCUGCCACGUCAACCUUUCCCAAAACGAUCAAACAAUCGCAACUCCGCUCCAUGACUGACGUAAAGGCUACCGAGUCUGUCGAAAACCCUACAGUCGUUGAGGAUGCUCCACUGCCACCCGACUUCACCAGGAAGUCUUCAACUCAGACCUCACUUCCUGCUGACUCAGCCAAGGACAUUGAUGCGCCUGCGGCAUCAGGGUUCGUCCUGCCAAAGGCACCUUCGAAGGGGCCAUCGAGUGUACCCUCUCUCCCGGAGACUACCGAUGAGGACCAGAGUGAAUUGGGUGAGGAUGAGGCCUCGGAAGGAAGCGGCGUCGAUGUUGCAAAGGAUUUAAGUCCCGUCACCAGUGGUGUGGUUGUCACGCCUGGCUUCACCCCCCAAAGCUCGUUCGGCGGCAUUGCAGGGGCGACUCCGGCCACUGCCCGACCAGAAGGCAGAUCUCGUCCACUUUUCGGAGAAAUCGGUCUCAGUCGCGGUGCGCCCGUCUUUCCCAAGCCAAGUCAGGCGAGCCCUCGCUCGCCUAGUCCUGUGCGUGGUACUGUUCCCCAGAGAGUGAUUCGAUCCGAUGCCACACGGUCGGUUAGUGCACCGGGGAUGGCAUCACAGAUUCUUGGACCGAAGCAGUCUCAGAUGCACCCUGGCAGCUCCAUAAUCAGCGACAGGGAGAAACAGCCGCGAAGCCAGGAUCCAUUCAUGCUCCAGCAUAGACGCAUGAGAGAGCGGCAAGAGGCGGAAGAGACUCAGCUUCUGGUCGACGAUGAGGAUGACGAAAUGCAAAAGGUGCUCUCUUCAGAUGUUGAAGGCACCUUGCAACUUGAUGAAUUCAUUGCGCAUUCGAAUGUUGCCCCGCCUGCGAAAGAGAGUGUUCCUUCUCAAGUGGAAGCUGUGUAUCGUGAUAUUAACUCUAUGAUUGAUACACUAGGACUCAACGCGCGGGCGGUCAAGGCAUUCACAAAAGGCCACACUGAGAAUGCGGCGGAGGCUGGGCGGAGUAAACAAGAUCUUGAGAUUCCGGAUGACUGGGUUCUUUGCGAGAUUAAUGAGCUGGGCGAGGUCCUCGACAACGAGUUGCAUGCAGAUCUCGAGAAUGGUCGCGUGCUAGACCUGGACGACAAGUUGGACGCUUGUCAGGACUUGUUGCGAGAUAUGCAACGACUACGAGCCAAGCAAGAAGACCUCAAAAGAGUCAUCAUGACUCGAAUGGACCCAGAACAAGUCGAACAAGCACGGACGUUGCCCCUAAGCUCCGAACAAGCUGCUCAGCAGAACGAAUUACGGAGGGAGUUUACCAACUUUACGACGCUUCUGACAGAAGCAGAGGAGGCAUUGACUCUUCUGAAGACCAGAAUCACAGCUGUAUCAAGCUCGUCAGGCAGGGGAAUCACCAAUGUGCCCACAGUCGAAGCGGUUAUGCGCACCAUUUGCAAAAUGACCUCCAUGGCAGAAAAGCGAAGCGGAGAUAUCGACGUGUUGGAAACGCAGCUGCGUAGGAUGAGACUCGGAUCAGCAAGUCGUGAGGCAUCUCCAAUGGUGACGCCACAAGCAAGGAAAAGCAUCAUAAUGUCCCCAGACUCAACUCCGUCUCGCAACGUGCGUCAAAGCCUCACGAUGUCAUCUGGCGCUGUGUCACUGCACGCGGCGACGAAGGGCACGCCGCCAAGAAAGAAGCUAAGCGGGUUCAGCAAGGAAGAGAAGAAGGAUUUAAUGGAGACUCGGGCCAGGCGCCAGGCCGUAUUGGCAAAGUUGAAAGACAGUAUAGGCAAACGAGGCGUUAACGUAUGGAACAUGGAAGAUAUUGAAUAA